AUGGCUUGCUAUUGUGUUGAAGAGCACUUUGAGGACGAAGGUUUUGGCUUUGAUCAGGAACAGGAAGCAGCCAUCGAGGACAGUGAGGAAAAGGGCUUCCAGGAGGGUGUGCGGCCCGAGGAGUUUGUGGCCAUCGCAGACUACUCUGCUACUGACGAAACGCAGCUCGGUUUUUCGAGAGGAGAAAAAAUCCGUGUCCUGAAACGAACGACUGCUGAUUGGUGGUGGGGCGAGCGUGCAGGCUGCUGCGGCUACGUCCCGGCUAACCACGUGGGGAAGCUGGAGGAGGACGACCCUGCAGACACGCGGCAGGAUGAAGAGUAUUUCGGCAGCUAUGGGACUCUUCGUUCUUUUCCAAGUCCCUGUUCCGCUGGCCAGAUGUUUGAGUUCAUGAUCGAAUCCAUCCUGUAUGCCCGGGACACGUGGCUGAAGGAGGACGGGGUCAUCUGGUCGACCACAGCUGAGUUACAUCUCGUCCCCCGCAGCGCAGACAAGGAUUACCACAGCAAGGUCCUCUUCUGGGACAACACCUAUGAGUUCAACCCCAGCACGCUGAAAUCUGUAGUAAUGAAGGAAUUGUUUACAAAGCCCAAAUAUAAUCACAGUUUGAAGCCAGAAGACUGCCUCUCUGAACCAUGUACUGUAUUACAGUUGGACAUGAGGAUGGUACAAAUCUCUGAUCUAGAGGUACCUUUCACCGAAGUCACCCGCUGCUUAGUGUGA
This is a messenger RNA of Echinops telfairi (small Madagascar hedgehog), 723 nucleotides long. It is a transcript of the gene PRMT2, whose product is annotated as protein arginine methyltransferase 2. NCBI's taxonomy places the organism in Eukaryota, Metazoa, Chordata, Mammalia, Afrosoricida, Tenrecidae. Gene Ontology annotation, biological process: peptidyl-arginine methylation. The record is from RefSeq and is a predicted model, not a curated record. Gene Ontology annotation, cellular component: nucleus. Gene Ontology annotation, molecular function: protein binding; protein-arginine N-methyltransferase activity.